Molecule: messenger RNA, 2636 nt
Organism: Styela clava
Lineage: Eukaryota; Metazoa; Chordata; Ascidiacea; Stolidobranchia; Styelidae
Product: ras-related protein Rab-34-like
Molecular function (GO): GTPase activity; GTP binding
Source: RefSeq, a predicted model, not a curated record
AUUAAAUGAUUAGGAAUUAUUAUUAACUGUUAACCCACUUCUGGGCCAAACUCGAAUGGUAAGGUCGCUUUUACAGACGCUGACCAAUUCGAUUGCCAAAAUGAAUGACAUAACUGAGGCAAGGUUGAAGUGUACAAAAUGUCUGUAUCGGGCCCUAUAUAAUUAGUAAAGACAACGCACAAAUACAAUGGAUAACCCGUGUAAUGUACAAUUUGAUGCGUGAUAUAUUUUGACUAUGUUACAUAACCACAGGGACCGGUAAAUACUGAUAGCUAAAAGAGGUUUCGCCAGAGCAUCGACUAUCAUGUUUAUUUGGAACUGUCGUUUGUUAUGACUUCUCUUGCAAAUGUGUCACCGACCUCUGACCCCACACAUUCUUCCUCAAAUUCGUGCUGUUUAUUUAUUGCCAUUCGUGUUGCUGUUUUUGAGUGAGGACAGACUGACAGAAGGAAGUUCCUAGCAGCUACGUCCAGGGCACAAAGUUUACUGGUUGAGGAAGAAAAUUCUGUAGUUGCUGAAUUAGCAAGUAAUAUUAAUAUGAAUAAUUCAUACCAGGCUAGACCUGGCACAGUCCACAAAGAUCGGAUUAUUUCAAAUUUUCCGAAAUGUUUCCACAAUGAUGCCGUGAUUGAUAAUAAGCAGGAUUAUGAUCCCAGGACAUUGGAAAUAUGUAGGUCACGCCAACCUGUGAGUAUUGGGCUGAAGAUUUGCAAAAUGAUUGUGAUAGGAGAUGUUGGUGUUGGUAAAACUUCAUUGGUGACAAGAUUUUGCAAAGCUGCUUUUGAUAAAGACUACAAAGCGACAAUUGGUGUUGAUUUUGAAGUAGAACGAUUCGAAAUUCUAGGAUGUCCGUUCACAUUACAAAUGUGGGACACUGCUGGUCAAGAGAGAUUUCAAUGUAUAGCAGCUGCAUAUUAUCGUGGAGCUCAUGUUGUAUCAAUCGUAUUUGAUCUAUCAGAUAUACAAAGUUUAAAAAAUGCAAAAGUGUGGUUGCAAUCUGCAAUGAAAGAAAAUCAAGGACAAACUGACAUCAAAGUUUUUCUUGUCGGAACUAAAAGAGAUCUUGUGUCAGACAGCGCAUACAAAGCUAUUGAACUAGAAGCAGUACAGAUGGCAAAACAAUUGGGAGCGGAAUUUUGGUCUACUUCAGCACUUUCUGGUGAUAAUGUGAAGAAAUUUUUCUUCCGAGUUGCUGCACUUGCUUUUGAAAACAGUGUUUUAAAAGAAUCUGAACAUCGUAAAAAUGCUUCAAAACUGGGAGAUGGUGAUCUAGUGCGUGUCAAGCAAGAAGAUACGAAAACACCUUCUAAAUCAACAACGUGUUGUAAAACUUGAAAUUGAUAUUUUUUUUCGCAAAACUAUAAUACAACUAAUUUUAAUAUGGUACAUAUGUUCUGUCACUCGUUCUGUAUUCGAUACUGUGUGUUGUCGUGGUGGCCAAAUAUUUUAAUAUCAACGAAUUAUAAUAUUUUUCAGACAUUUUUCUCUAAGAAUUCUGAACUAACAGAACUAUGGGUUUUAGUCGAGAUGUUCCACUGACUUUUGGAUAGACUAAAGAAUUCCCGAAAAGUUUAAAAUCAGUUUUACUCUGGGUUUUUGAGCCAAAUUGUGAUAUACCAAUACACAGUCAUAUUUUCUGAUGUGAAUUUGACAUUAAACAUGACUCCACUUUGAAAUGGGCCUGUAGUGUUUAUUUAUAAUGCAUAUAUGAAGCAAGCAUGCAAAUUAUAAAAGUUAUUAUAUAAUUUUGAUUAUUUCAUAUAUGAUUUGAAUUUAAUGCAGUCCCUCUAUCAAGAAAUGUGCCUACACCUUUACAUAUAAUAUAUGAAUAAUUGUCGUCCUUGUCUAACCUUGCCGAAUCAAUAACUUUGGUACAAUUCAGAUUUCAUAUGAUAUAUAUUUAGUUUUGAUGAUAUUUUUAUCAGCACGCAUGCAAUACUGUACUGUAUAGCACAUUCAUAUUGUCACUCUUCUUUUUAAUUGACAUAUUUUUGUUUCAUGAUUUUGGUGCGUUUUUUAUUAGUUCCAUUUUCUAUCUACCAAUUUUGGUGGCUUUUUGAUUUCUUUUAUGCUUAUCGCUUGUUGCUAUUUAGUUAGGCAAGAUCAGUCAAGUAUUCUUAAAAAAUUUGUUAGCUGCUUUGCGGAUGUUCCUAUCCAUAACCUAUAUAUAGGUUAUGAAAAGUGAUUUUUUUUCUUCAAUGCAUAAAUAGUACUAAACUUUAGCCUAUUUUGCACAAUAACUAGCAAUACAGCCAUUUUAUUAAUACUGGGAUUUUUCCUGAAUAUGCUUUAUCUGCAAAUUUAAAAAUAUAAAAACUAUUUAUUUAGUUAUUUCGGACUACAUCUACAUUAACCCACAAUCUUCUGUAGUCAUUUCAUGGAACUGAUGCAUGCUAUUCUUCUCGCUUCUGUAAUAGUAACAUCUACUAAGCAUUGUGAACACAUUUUUUUUUCCCACUGUUAAUUUUUAACUCUUUCUCUCUUAAAUAGUACUGAUUCUGAGCAUAUUACUUUUUCAAACGAUUAAUACUUUUUAUUGAUUAAACUAUAAAAGCUACUACAGUUCUAGUAAUUAUGAUAUGGUGUUGUAUAUUCGCUUUUUUCAUAUUUAUGUUAAUAAUUAUUAUGUUACUGGG